This is a messenger RNA of Rhipicephalus sanguineus (brown dog tick), 5703 nucleotides long. RefSeq names its product huntingtin-interacting protein 1-like (gene Hip1). Gene Ontology annotation, molecular function: clathrin-cargo adaptor activity; phosphatidylinositol-3,5-bisphosphate binding; actin filament binding. Gene Ontology annotation, biological process: clathrin coat assembly; actin filament organization; endocytosis. NCBI's taxonomy places the organism in Eukaryota, Metazoa, Arthropoda, Arachnida, Ixodida, Ixodidae. Gene Ontology annotation, cellular component: clathrin-coated vesicle; actin cortical patch. The record is from RefSeq and is a predicted model, not a curated record.
CGCAAUCAACGCCAAUGACAACUUUCGGCUACUGCCGCUGCUGCUAGGCAGCUGCUGCUGUGGUGUGCGGCCCGUGUUUUCGUGGAGGUGGUGUUUGUGUUGCGACCGUCCGUAGUCGGGGCCAGGGGUUGAAACACCGCGAUUGUCCGCGGCCCGAGGAUAUCAGUGCACGCAGUCGGACGGGGCUCCCGAAAACGAGCCUCGUUUCCACCAUGUCUACGCUGCCGCUUCCCAAGGCGCUGACGCAGCGCAGGACCAACAGUUUGGAUCAGGAGAAAGAGAACUUUGAGAAGUCCCAAGCUGUCAGCAUCAGCAAAGCUGUGAACUCCCAGGAAUGCCCAGUGAAAGAGAAGCACGUCAGGAGCCUGAUAAUUGGCACAUUCCACGAGAAAGGUGCUCACACCUUCUGGAGCCUGGUGAUGAAGCUCCCGCUGCAGGAGAACCCCAUCGUCUGCUGGAAGUGCUGUCACGUGGUGCACAAGCUGCUCCGCGAGGGAUACCACCGGGCGAUUCCCGACUCCCUCCGCUAUCGCCAGACAUUCCUGGAGUACGGCAAACUUUGGGGCCUGCUCAAAGAAGGCUACGGAAAGCUGAUCCAGUGCUACUGUCGACUCAUUGUAGCCAAGCUCAAUUUUCACUACAGGAAUCCCAAGUUUCCUGGCAACUUAACAGUAACAGACGAAGCCCUGGACGACAUAGGUGAAGGGGACGUCAACGUUUUCUUCCAACUGACAUGCGAGAUGUUUGACUAUAUGGAUGAGAUCCUGGCUCUUCAGCAGGCGGUGUUUGGUUCGCUGGACAUGGCACGUUCCAACUCCAUGACUAACUCUGGUCAGUGCCGCCUGGCGCCCCUGAUCCCCUGCAUCCAGGACUCGAGCCAGCUGUAUGACUACACUGUCAAGGUUCUCUUCAAGCUGCACGCCGCCCUGCCAGGUGAUACCCUCCUCGGCCACAGAGAGCGCUUCCUCAAGCAGUUCAAACUGUUGCAGCAGUUCUACCUGAACUCUGUGAACCUGCAGUACUUCAAGCACCUCAUCCAGGUUCCCCUCCUACCAGAGAAGCCGCCCAACUUCCUGAUAGCGUCGGACCUGAGCUCUCACGUGAGCCCUGUGGUGGUGCUGCCGCCUCAGAAUGAGACGCCCGAGAACGAAACGGUGGAUGCCACCCUGGUGGAUACAUCCGUGCCACCAGCACCAGACAAACUGCAGCAGAUGUUUGGUGCUGCAGGAGACAGGGCUGAGCUGAACAACUCCACAAGCGAUGAGGCCGAGAAGGAUCGGCUGAUAGCGCGGCUGCUCCGCGAGAACUCCGAGCUGCGGAUGGAGCUGCAGCGAGUCCAGCUGGAAGACCAGCGUUACAUCGACGACCUUAAGCGACACGUGGUUGCUCUAGAGGCGCAGGUCGCCGAGCACGAGCGGACCAUCCGGCACCUGAACAAAGAGACAGAGGCGUUGCAGUCGACAGCCUCGACGGGUUGCGAAGCGUCCAGGAAAGCCGAGGAGGCCGAGAAGAAGGCCAAGAGCAACGAGGAGAAGUUCCACAAAAUGAAGGAGGUCUACAACCAGCUUCGGGAGGAGCACAUUGUCCUGCUGAGAGCGAAAGCAGACAUCGAGAAGCAGCUUGUCUCCGCGAAGGUGGCUGCGGAAGGUGCCGAGAAAGUACGUCAGGAUCUAGGCGAGCAGCUGAGGCAGGCUCGUGAGGAGAAGAGGACGGCCGAGGAACAGCUCGGCGGUUUGGCCGCCCAAGGGGCCGAGGCGGAGGCCCUGACAAGGGACAAUCACACCCUACGGGAAAACGUUCAGAGCCUGGAGGAGCGUGUCAAGGAGCUUCAGGCAGAGAUGGCGCGCGACCGACAGGAACAGGAGGCGGCCAUGGCGGCGCUCGGGGAGAGCCACACCCAGGCACAGCAAAGGCUGCAGCAGGAGGCCCUUGCAGCCCUGCUGCGCAUGCUUGCGGGAGUCGUACAGGAAGGGGAGGCCAUCGUGGGUGCCUCGCUCGAAGACAUGGACCGGCCUGGCCGUCAGGGCUACAUGGGCACACCUGAGACCCUGCUGCAGCAGACACUUGUGGUGUCACAGGCCUUGGACAAGUUCAAAGCUGGCUUUGAGAAGUUCGAAGAAAACAACGAAGAUGCGGAGGAUCUGAUCUGCUCGGUGUGUCCUCUGGCCCACGUUGCGUCCCAGCUGAUGGCAGCGGGCAAGGGGGUGUCGCAAGUGUCGCCAAACAUUGAGCUCGGAGAUGAGCUUGCCUCAGCUUGUCGUCUCCUGGGAACGGAGUCGCUGGCACUUCUCAAGUCUCUGAGGACCGAAGGCGGUGGAGCAGCCUGUGGCAACGAAGUGCGCGCACGGUUGGAUGCCGUGCACGCGUCUCUCGAGACGGUGGCCCGAGCAAGCGGUGCCCUGUCCAACUCCCUGGGCGAGGCGGACACCCAGAAGCUGGGGGACCUUCUGGAAGACGAGCUGGCACAGAUGGACCGUGCCAUCGACGAGGCCGCUCAGCGCAUCCAGGACAUGCUGAACAAGUCCCGGGAGGGUGACUCGGGCAUCAAGCUGGAGGUGAACAGCAAGAUCCUCGAUGCCUGCACAGGACUCAUGCAGGCCAUACGAGAACUGGUCAAGAGCUCCAAACACCUUCAGGAAGAAAUAGUAGCCAAGGAGAAGGGCUCUGCGUCGAAGAAGGAGUUUUACAGUCGGAACCACCGCUGGACCGAGGGUCUCAUCUCGGCUGCCAAGGUAGUUGGCCUCGGAGCGAAGUUCCUCGUGGACGCGGCGGACCGUGUCGUGUCGAGCGGCGGUGGCAAGUUUGAGGAACUGGUGGUGGCCAGCCAGGAGAUUGCAGGUGCCACUGCACAGUUGGUGGUUGCCUCACGCGUGAAGGCUGACCGCGGCUCAACUCGGCUAGCAGCGCUAGGCUCAGCCUCCAAGGGUGUCUCUCAGGCAACAGGGAAUGUGGUGGCCACUGCCAAGGCAUGCGCUCACCUUGUUGAAGAUUCAGAAGUGCUCGAUUUCUCCAGAAUCACACUACACCAGGCCAAGAGAUUAGAAAUGGAAUCACAGGUCCGUGUCCUGGAGCUGGAGAGCAGCCUGGAGCGGGAGCGUGUACAGUUGGCCGCACUCCGUAAGCGCCACUACCAUCUGGCUGGAGCCAGCGAGGGAUGGGAUGAUGCACCUGAGUCAAAUGGCACAACGGCCGGGUAGCCGUUCAAGUCAUCACCUAAUUUAAACACCAUGCGUGCACGUCUGUGAGGGAGUGUCUAGUGUGGCACAUUUCACUGCUCCGUGGUGUUCUCCACCUGUGGCCUGUUCGUCCGGAAAAUGUGAGAGCCCCACCCGACACGACCGGAAAUGCCACCCGCUAUCGACGCGCACGACGUCAUCACUCCCACCCCUUUCCUCAAAGUCGCGUUUGGUAUGGACUUCGGGAUCUUGCGUUCUCGAUCGUGAUUGAAUUUUUGGGGGAGGGGGGGGGGGGGGGGGGAAGACGGGGCUUCAACUAGAUUUGAAAAUGCUGGCCACGUUUGUGCGCAUAGUAUACUCAACAUUACCGUCACUCCACGUAGACGGCGUGUUAACAGGAACGUGUUAGGUUCUACAAUCUACGUUUAGUUUCGGCCGCUCCGCAGUUUCGCCGUAGUUCUGGGAUUUUGUUGAGUUGUUGCCUUGAUCAGUGGUGUGGGACCAUUUGAGGCCUCAUCCUACACCUUUUGUAUUACACCUCAUGCAGUCCGCUGGUGGCGCGACAUGCAACAUUUACGAGAGGGGUGACGAUUUCAUGUUGCACGUGGUGAGUCACGGUGAGACGCUGGGAUGGGCUAGGAAUAGUCCUGCGCGCUGAAUCGUCGUGUUCAACGCAUUGCGAGCUUAGCUUCGAUCGGGCGGUGUUUGCUGUACAGAAUGUAUGCGCCGGAAGGCAUGCCAUAACACGUUCGGCGUGACUGACGUGGCAGUAGAAGUACGUAGGCUCUUGCAGUGCUCGGUUUGUACAUAGAGAACUCGCGUAGUGGCAAACUUCUUUUUAAGCCAUCUUGAGGCUGUUCUCGAUGAAAAAUGAAAAGCGCUGGCUGAAAGUUUCCAACGUUAGAAAUAGGGGGACAAAGAUGACAAGCAAAGCAAGAUUCGUUUUGGUUCGGUCUGUACUCUGUUUUUGUGCAAGCAUUGUACAAACCUACAGAGAUAACGAUAAUGUGGCUUGUUUUUUCGUUUGUUUUCUUUUUUUUUCUUUUUUUUCACACGAUGGGAGCAGGCUCAAGGGUAAUGAUUGCAUAGCAUGGUGACCUUGUGACACUUUGCACUCUUAUCACCUACUUAAAGUCAUUCUUUACUAUUAUUAGUUUGCAAGGAACUGAGGUUACAUGGCCAGUGGGAAAGACGAUAUAUCGAGGAAGAAAAUAAUGAAAAGUUAGUCAUCUCUAGAGAUGCUUGUGUUUCAGGACAGGCCCGAGAUAAUUUGCGCACACACAAGGGUGCUUUCAUGGCCUCUCAUCUCCAGUGUUGUAUAUUUGAUUGCCUUUUUUUCUUUUUCUUAAUUAUUCGGGAAGUGUUAAGAGGUGGUGAGAGCAACUCCUGGGGGAUUGUGGUUUAAUUGCCGUUCUUGAAGGUGCACCACACACCAUGAAACGUCUGGUUGCCAGUUGGUUGGCAUUGCAAAUUAUGGCUCGCCCAUUGCUUACCUGGUGGUAAUAUAUGGCAACUGGUGUGCAUUGAUCAAUCGACUGAUGGUUUCAUUUGUAUUGACCGAAUUAUAUUUCAUUCAAAUUACUUCCAAUUAGUUUGGACCCAUAGCCAUAACAACAGCUAGCAUUCGGUCCAAUACUGAAAUGCUCUUCCUCAUUUGCCAUUUGCAUCAUCACAAGAUAUACGACAUGGAUGGUAAAUUAAGUCAGGGUAUUAUUGAUGUACGGUCAAAUUAAUUGUCGAGCUGAGCCAUCACUUGUUUCGUGGCCUCUGAGCAAAGAUUUACAACGGAUCAUUGAAAAAAGAAUGAAUAGUUGAAUGUAUACUGGGCAUUAGCUUUAUCACGACUCAGGCCUUUUUUUAGCUUCUGGUUUUUCUCAUGACAGAUGAAACAUUGGGGGGGAAACGCGCAACGUCUUUGUGUCUGCACUGAUGCGGCUUUUUCGGUUUUCUAGUAAGUUUUGGAACUUUUUUGUUUAUUUGCUGUCAGUGUACGCAACAGUGCCACAUAAUUGGGCACUGGGGCCACAUAUAUCCCAAGUGAUUGGCAGGAGUGUUUCUGUGCACUGAAAUGCUGCCUCUGUUAUUCGAUCCUUUCAAGCUGUCUUAGGUUGCACUGGGCAAAGGAUCUUCGAUAACUCGGUUAGCUUCCUCAAGGCAACAGCCAAUUAGGGGAGGCUUAUUUCAUUCAUUUCGUUUCAUUUGGCUUAUUCGAUGCUUUGUUGGAUUCUUACAGAAAUGCAGCUAAAAUAAGCUUACACUUAAUUGCUUACAUUUUUUUUUAAAGGUGAUUUGUUCAAUGUACAAAUUUGGUCCCUCUAAAAGCACCGAAUUAUUCAUUCUUCGAAGAAUGUAGAUUAAUUUGUGGGGGAUUUAACUACCGUUAUUAAAGGGAAGCUGAAGCACUUUUUAAAAAAAGUGACUUGGGAAUGUGUAAUCAUAGUUUGAUCCUUGCUGAAUACGAAAACCAAUGUAAGAGUUCACAGAAGUGAACACAAAUGGCAUUUCUUGGCAAAAAAACAGCGGCUGC